Messenger RNA from Micropterus salmoides (largemouth bass), 2071 nucleotides. RefSeq names its product zinc finger protein 664-like. NCBI's taxonomy places the organism in Eukaryota, Metazoa, Chordata, Actinopteri, Centrarchiformes, Centrarchidae. Gene Ontology annotation, molecular function: RNA polymerase II cis-regulatory region sequence-specific DNA binding; DNA-binding transcription factor activity, RNA polymerase II-specific. The record is from RefSeq and is a predicted model, not a curated record. The coding region runs from base 88 to 1383 and encodes 431 amino acids. Gene Ontology annotation, cellular component: nucleus. Gene Ontology annotation, biological process: regulation of transcription by RNA polymerase II. The transcript is spliced from 2 exons.
UCUCGCGGGCUGCAGGACUUGAUCUGAAGAGCUCCGUCAGUCCCAGAGGAGACCUGCUGGAUCUGAGAGACCAGGACCAAGAGCGGGAUGGAGGAGGACAACCAGGACCCGGAGCCCCGGAGCAACAACGUCCCCGGAGGACAAACAGCAGGCUCGAGCUCUGAUAGCACCGAUGUUCAGAGAAGGAGAGGAAGAAAUGGACUCAAACGUCACCGCUGUCAGCACUGUGACAAAUCCUUCACAACAUCUGGAUAUUUGAAGAUUCAUCAGAGAGUUCACGCUGGAGAGAAACUGCACAGCUGUGACCAGUGUGGGAAAACUUUUACUCAAUCAGGUGACCUUAAAAUCCACCAACGUGUUCACACUGGAGAGAAACGUCACUGGUGUAAACAGUGUGGAAAAACUUUUGCUCAGUCAGGUACCCUAAAAAUCCACCAACGUGUUCACACUGGAGAGAAACUGUACAGCUGUGACCAGUGUGGGAAAUCUUUCAGUCAAUCAGGUGUCCUAAAAAUCCACCAACGUAUUCACUCUGGAGAGAAACUGUACAGCUGUGACCAGUGUGGGAAAUCUUUCACUACAUCUGGUGCCCUAAAAAUCCACCAACGUGUUCACACUGGAGAGAAACGGUACUGGUGUGAACAGUGUGGAAUAACUUUUGCUCGAUCAGAUUCCCUAAAAGUCCACCAACGUGUUCACAAUGGAGAGAAACCGUACUGGUGUGAACACUGUGGAAAAACAUUUGCUCGUUCAGGUACCCUAAAUAUCCACCAACGUGUUCACAAUGGAGAGAAACCGUACUGGUGUGAACAGUGUGGAAAAUCUUUUGCUCAGUCAGGUACCUUAAAAAUUCACCAACGUGUUCACACUGGAGAGAAACUGUACAGCUGUGAUCAGUGUGGGAAAGCUUUCACUCAAUCAGGUGACCUAAAAAUCCACCAACGUGUUCACACUGGAGAGAAACUGUACAGCUGUGAUCAGUGUGGGAAAUCUUUCACUACAUCUUGUGCCCUAAAAGUCCACCAGCGUAUUCACACUGGAGAGAAAUGGUACUGGUGUGAACAGUGUGGAACAAAGUUUGCUCAAUUAAGUUCCCUAAAAAUCCACCAACGUGUUCACACCGGAGAUAAACCAUACUGGUGUGAACAGUGUGGAAAAACUUUUUCUCAAUUAGGUACCCUAAAUAUCCACCAACGUGUUCACACUGGACAGAAACCGUACUGGUGUGAACAGUGUGGAAAAACUUUUGCUCAAUCAGGUACCCUAAAAAUUCACCAACGUGUUCACACUGAGAUAAACCAUAGCUGUGGCCAAUGUGGCAAAUCUUAUACCAACAGGAGAACCCUUAAAAGACACAAAUGCAUUGACAAAGCAUCAUUGUGACAUUUUUCCCAGUGCCAAGCUAGCUGUUUCCUCCUGCCCUGAAUACAACCACCUGUUAUCAUGUGACGGUGCUGGACUAAUGUCAUGUGGUGACAGCUUAGAAAGUUUGAUUUGGAAAGAGCUGGAAAGCAUUACAACAGCGAAUUAAAUUGCAGUAGCCAGGUUACAACCAGUAGAGGGCAGUCUCUGCAUUUUUGUAGCACUAUACAUAGAAUAGUUUACAGUAAAAUAUUCAGAUUUGGACCUGAAUCCAUCAACAACACUACUAAAUACCCAUACACAUUGGUAAUCAGGUGAAAUAAGAAGUUUGGGGGUUAAGUGACUCUAAGAAGACCAUGGGAUGUGGUCAAAAGCUAAAACAAAGAGGUAGUGAGGCUUGUGUUCAGACUCCUUUAUUAUAGAUGCAGUGUUUACCACACAUUGAUUUAUUUGUGGCGGUCCGCCACCAUAUCAACACUGACCGCCACGUAUAGAUUUUUUUUUUUUACUAGGAGUAUUCGCGCAGCACCUCCACUCGCUCCCUCGCUCUCGCUCUCAUGAACACCGUUGCACAAAUCUGUCUCAAACAACUCUGUCAAUGUCAGAGACCCAGCUUGAAUGAAGUUAUUAGUAAACAUGUAAAGAGCUUGGUUAAUACGGAGAGCUAUAUUAACAUUUGAAUAUAGCGGGGUUGUCGAUGUUCGCACGC